GUGGUUGCAAAACGUUGCUUAACCGACAUGUAGUCGAAGAAAUUGUGCUAGGCACGACAUGUUUACUAUCGUUAUAUGUCCUUGCUACAACUUCACAGUAUAUAUCUAGUACAACCAUGCUACAACCAAGGACAUUGGAACACAAUGUCCUUGCUACAACGAAGCUUAGGCAGGGUCUAGAUCUAUUUUGUGGUCAUUUGAUUUUUGACAGUUUGUGUCUUUUUGUGGGCCAGAAGAUGCCUGCAGGAUUUUCUGGCUAACAUUUAAGACAUUGUACUUUCACUGCAAGGAAAUGAGAUAUCUCGACCAUGUCAUCAUGGAAAAGAAAGUAUGAGGAGAUAGAUGAAGAUGAUGAUAAAGAGGAGGAGGAUGCAGAGGAGGAUUGGGGAGCAUCUAUGGAUGAUGACUCACAGAAACAUAAUCAGUCUGACAAGAUGUCAAGGAGACUGUCAACAUCUCAGCAUACUUCAGGUGAAGAGGACACCUCUCGUGUGAUUGUCCAUAUUGAUGUGGACUGUUUCUAUGCUCAAGUAGAGAUGAUUAGAGACCCCACCCUACGAGACAAACCACUGGGUAUCCAACAGAAGAACAUUGUGGUGACGUGUAACUACGUUGCUAGGAAGCGUGGUGUGACAAAGCUGAUGUUUAUAAAGCAGGCGAAGGAGCUGUGUCAAGAACUGGUCCUGGUGAAGGGAGAAGACCUGACACACUAUAGAGAGAUGUCCUACAAAAUCACAGAGGCUUUACAGAAGUUCUCCCCACUGGUUGAAAGACUUGGGUUUGAUGAGAACUUUGUGGAUGUGACAGAAACUGUCCAUGGGAGGGUGAAGUCUGCCUCCUCUCCCCAACUGAAUGGCCACAUCUUUCCUGAAAAGAAGAUAGAAGCAGGUGACUUACUAAAAGAUGAGAGACACGUGCGCCUGGCCUGUGGUUCCCAGAUCGCAGCAGAGAUGCGUCAGACCCUCCACUCAGAGCUGGGCAUCACGUGUUGCGCAGGGAUCGCACACAACAAACUGUUGGCCAAGCUGGUGGCAGGACAGCACAAGCCCAACCAGCAGACUACCCUGCUGCCUGAGGGGGUGGGACAACUCAUGGGAACACUCAAAACUGUCAGGAACAUACCAGGUAUAGGUUCCAGCACCUUUAAGAGACUACAGACAUUGGGUAUCAGUGCUGUUCAGGAUCUCCAAGAUGCUCCGGCUAACGUCCUCCAGGCAGAGUUUGGUGCCCAGACUGCCCAGGUCAUGCAGCAGCUGUGUCAUGGGGUGGACCCUUCUCCUGUCAUUCUUACUGGUCCCCCACAGACUAUCAGUGAUGAGGAUUCUUUCAAGAAGUGUGCAUCUCUUCAGAAUGCCAAGGAACGGAUGACAGGGCUUCUGCAAAGUCUGAUGAAAAGACUGAAAGGAGAUGGAAGAAUCCCACAUGUACUCAGAGUUACAGUAAGGAAGUUGUCAGCAACCAACAAAUGGACAAACCGAGAGAGCAGGCAGUGUGCCAUACACUCACAUGUGUUUGGUACUUGGGAUGACAACAAAGAAAAAGAAACCAUCUCCCAGCUGCUGAACCUGUGUGUCGUGUUGUUCUGUAAGAUGGUGGAUGUGAAUCAACCCUUCCACCUCACCCUCAUCAACAUCUGCUUUGCCAAGCUGGAGGCGAGGUCCAAGCAGUUGGCAUCCAUCAAAAACUUCUUCCAGAAUGAGCCCACCUCAACACAGACACUUGAGAAAAGUACUCAUAUGCUUCAACAUCUUGAGGAUGCUCAUAUCCUUAAGAAAGCUUCACAGCAACCACAUUGGGCAAAGUCUUCAAGAUCUUCUAUAGAAUCCUUCUUCAGACCACAGCAGAGAUCCUCUUCAUACUUAGAGUUUGAAAACAAGACCCGGUCCGGUACUCUUGAGGAGACAAGAACUUGUCGACAGAUUACAGCUACUGUAGGAUCAUCAACAUCUGUCCAGUCACUCUUCACAACAAAGGACAGAGAUGUUGAGUAUCAUACCUCAGAAUCUCGUUCUACAGAGAGCUGUUCAAGUUCAACUGACAUCAGAACUUGUAAACAAGGGUUGUCUUUCCAGUUACUUGCUCAGACCCAUGCAGUUUCUUCUGCAUCAGAUACAGAAGCUAGCCCCCUCAGCAGAGUUCAGACUGUACCCUCUGGUAUUGACCCUGAUGUUUUCAGUGAACUCCCACCAGAGAUACAGAGAGAAAUUUGUGCAAACUAUCAGAAAACAGAAGAUACUGACAGAAAUCUUUCUACAAGUCAGUCUGUAGACCAAGAAAGUCAGAACAACGCAGAGACCCCAAAUGUUAGUGACAGCAUGUCACAGACAGUGUACAUAGGAGAAGUUGAAGAAAUGACCUCAGAGGUGGAAAAUACCCACACUUCAAGUUGUACUAAGCCUGCGUCUGUAACAGUUCCUGUUGAAGGCACUGUCCUUCCACCAGACAUAGAUCCUGCAGUGUUUGCUCAGCUUCCAAGGGAAAUGAGAGUUGAACUGCUCAACUCCUGGAGGAGAAACAGUUCAUCAGCAGACAGUACACAAACAGAUAGAAAACCUCAGUCUAGGAAGACAGGAAAGUCGCCAAGUAUUGCAAAAUACUUUAAGAAAAUGAAUAGCUAGCGAUCUUUGUGUAACUUAUUUUGUAAGGUGUUUGUCAGUUAUGAAUUGAGAUAAAAGUUAACUUCCUGUUAAGUAUAUGUAUGUGUAUAAGAUGUUUCACUAUUUUGUAUUUUUCUGUCAAAAGUGAUUUUCAAGUGCAUGAUGCUUAUAUACGGUAAAAAGAGGAACUAAUUACAGUAUGUCCUACUUACUUAAACAGUAGUGCAACAGUACUGUAAAACUGGCAUCAAUGUUCUCAGCUCAAAUAAAGUUAAUAUGAAGAU
Branchiostoma belcheri (Belcher's lancelet) is the source of this 2881-nucleotide messenger RNA. Its product is annotated as DNA polymerase iota-like. The record is from RefSeq and is a predicted model, not a curated record. Gene Ontology annotation, molecular function: damaged DNA binding; DNA-directed DNA polymerase activity. The transcript has 11 exons. Lineage: Eukaryota; Metazoa; Chordata; Leptocardii; Amphioxiformes; Branchiostomatidae. Gene Ontology annotation, biological process: translesion synthesis. Bases 309 to 2618 code for a protein of 769 amino acids.